AUAUGCUGAAGGACAGGGAUGAAGAAGUACCUUACCCCAAGGAUGCCCUCUACAUACAGGAUGGUAAUGCCCUCUUCCACAUGAUGUCCAACCUCCCACCAACCUGUGGAGAGAUUUGCAUGCAGCUCCUUGACCUAAUGGUUGCCAAGCACCAUUUUGUGUUCUCCACAGAUUGCUACCAGCCAGAUUCCAUCAAAGCCCAGGACAGGCUCAGGCGUAGCUUUACUGAGAAGUAUAUAAUUGAUGGUCCAAAUACCCGGAAGCCCUAUGACUUUAAGUCAUUCCUUGGUAAUGAGCUGAACAAGAAGCAGCUAUAUGACCUGCUUCUCAAGGUCUGGGUGAGCAAUGAGGCAGCAUCCCGGAUUGAGAAGAGUAUGAAAGCAGUGGUGUGUGUUAACGGGAAAUCCUAUGACCUAACAUCAACAAAUGGAAAGGUCCAGACUUCUGAGAUCUAUGCACUGCGGUCCAACCAGGAGGAGGCAGACAGCUGCAUUGUCCUGUACCUCCACCAGGCUGUCAAAUGGGGGUACAAGUCCUGUGUGGUGAGGACACCUGACACAGACAUUCUGAUGAUCCUCCUCUACCAUGCCAGCAAGAUCAACCUCUCAAUCUACUUUGACCUCGGCUCUGGCAAACAUUGCAUACUCAUAAAUGUGACGGAACUGUCUGAAUCACUGGGCCCUGACUACUGUAGCACCCUGCCGGGAUUCUAUGUCUUUACUGGGAAGGACUGUACCAGCGCUUUUAAAGGCAAAGGAAAGGCGAAUCCCCUGAAGAAGCUACAGCAAAAUCCUAAACUCCACAAUGCUUUCAGGCAGCUUGGUGCAGACUGGCUGGUCACAGAUGAGCUUCAACGGGAGAUGGAGAGCUUCACAUGCAUCAUGUAUGGCCAAGCACGGAUGACAUCAGUUGACGCAGUACGAGCCAAGAUGCUGAGAAAAAUGGUCGGUGCUGACAAAGUCCUGGACUCAAAGUCAAAAGUAGACCUGGAACGCCUGCCACCCCCCAAAGUCUGUCUCAUCCCACAUGUACAGAGAGCCAACUACAGAGUUGCCUGCUAUAAGAGAGCAGACGAGGCAAUAAUCGAGAGCCCCAAACCAUAUGAUCCAGGCAUGGGCUGGGAGUAGACAGGAGAGGAGGAGGUGUUGGAACCUGUUUGGACAAUUGGACCCAUCCUCCCUCCUUCUCUUGUUGAGGUACUGGCUCAGAGAGCAGAGUCAGAAGAGCAGGCAGCUCUUGACAAGUUAGCUGAUUCCAACAACAACUUGUCUGUGGGUGAAGAGGAUGGAGAGUAUGAACAUAAUGAUGAGGAUGAAGUGCUGGAAGAAAUAGACUUAGAAGAUCUCUUCAGUGAUGGAGGAAAAUGAGUAGUUUAGGUCAACUUUUAUUAUUUAUUAUUUUUUGGCUAUAAAUAAAAAAAACAGAAUCAAUAUGU
This is a messenger RNA of Sander lucioperca (pikeperch), 1435 nucleotides long. RefSeq lists its product as uncharacterized. The transcript has 2 exons. Bases 3 to 1127 code for a protein of 374 amino acids. NCBI's taxonomy places the organism in Eukaryota, Metazoa, Chordata, Actinopteri, Perciformes, Percidae. The record is from RefSeq and is a predicted model, not a curated record.